AGAUCAGAUAACAUGUUGUCUUUGUAAUGUAACAACAUCAACAGACGCCUCUGUACGGAUUCUCACUGCGCAGUCAGAUGUGGACAGGAUAACUUGUUUACUCACCUCUGCUGAUUUUUCGUCAUUCAGAAAAUGGCACGACGCAUGUGCUCAGUUCUGAUCCUCUGCUUAGCAGCAUCAGCAGCCGCCAAUGAAGAGGUGUUAUCCCGAGUGAAGAGGAUUAUCGGGGGUUCGAUCGCCACGCGCGGUCAGUGGCCAUGGUUGGUCAGUCUUCAUGGGAAGUUCGUCACAGAGCGGAUCCCUAUUUUAGGAAUACCCAUAGCGUUCCGACAUAAAUUUUGUGGCGGAUCCAUUCUUAACGACCGCUGGAUACUUACAGCUGCCCAUUGUUUCGACGGACCUCAGGGUCGGAUUGCGAACAGAUGGGAGGCCCGACUGGCGGCUACCUCACUACGGAAUAAUAUUAUCGAAACACUUAGGAACAUAUUGUCUCGAAUUGUGAACAGAGAUGAUUGGCGAACGUGGGAAAUAGACAUCGACAGAGUGGUUAUACAUCCCCAAUAUAACGCAUCAGAUUACUGGGCAAACGAUAUCGCUCUAGUUCGUCUUGAGGAGCCCGUACCCUCGGGACGUCAGUUUUCUCGCAUACUGCGUAUUAACCUGCCUACGUUUGGCAAUUUUUCGUUCCCGGCCGUGGGAUCCCGUUGUACUAUGAAGGGUUGGGGAUGUACGACCGGGGGGGGACUUGUUUCUAACCACGCCCACUCCGCUGUACUUCCGGUGUUUGAUACGGCGAGCUGUUCCAUCCUGCGGCGGGCCUCCGACAACUAUAACCGCAUCUGUGCUGGCUUCAUCAACUCCAACGUCGGGAUAUGUCCGGGUGACAGUGGAGGACCACUUUCCUGUUUGAACGAGAGAGGAGAAUGGAUACAAGUUGGCAUAGCCUCAUUCGCGAGCGUGCACCAUCCCGGGGAUUAUCCCGGAGUCUUUACACGUGUUUCGUCAUACGUAAACUGGAUCAACAGCGUCAUCAGCUAAAACACAGCACGGAUCCUGUCUGUUUAAUAGCACAGCCAUUUAAAACAUUGUUAGUUGGUUCUGAGAACCUCCGUUUAUUUAGAUGUAAUUGUGUGUUAUAAUAUCAUGUCAUAUUUGUCAAAAUGACGCAUGGAAUUCUUCAUAUAAUGUUGUGUAUAUUUCCAAUCCAUCUUUUAAUAUGAUUACGAUUUGUAUUGCUCAUCCCGUUGAUAUUUAAUUGCUAAUACAUAUUUAUA
Molecule: messenger RNA, 1274 nt
Organism: Pecten maximus
Lineage: Eukaryota; Metazoa; Mollusca; Bivalvia; Pectinida; Pectinidae
Product: transmembrane protease serine 9-like
Exons: 9
Coding region: 133-1038 (301 amino acids)
Biological process (GO): proteolysis
Molecular function (GO): serine-type endopeptidase activity
Source: RefSeq, a predicted model, not a curated record